Synchiropus splendidus (mandarinfish) is the source of this 1224-nucleotide messenger RNA. RefSeq names its product translation machinery associated 16 homolog (gene tma16). The transcript is spliced from 7 exons. The coding region runs from base 136 to 702 and encodes 188 amino acids. Lineage: Eukaryota; Metazoa; Chordata; Actinopteri; Syngnathiformes; Callionymidae. Gene Ontology annotation, cellular component: nucleus. The record is from RefSeq and is a predicted model, not a curated record.
UAAAAGUAGUCGUUUGGUAGACCCGGAACCUUUCAGUUCUCGUUAUUUUCCCCGGACGUAAUUGUCUGACGGACCCAGGAGUGGUAGCGACUUCCGGCUAAAUUGUCAACAUUCGACCACGAGUUGUGGGUAAAGAUGCCGAAGGCCCAGAAAGCCAAAGUGGGGGACAAGGUUGUUCACCCGCUCAGCAGGAAAGCUGCCUACCUCGCCCGGGAGGAAAUCCGACUCAAGAAGAAGGACCGACAAAGAAAUGACAAAGCUGUGCGCCUCAGUGGAGUGUGCGAGAAGCUGUUGUGGUUUCAGAAACAACUGGACCCAGCAAAGGCGACGUUUACAAGACGGGAUGCCUGCGAAAUAAUUGAAAGGUACCUCCACAGGUUCGAUUCAGAACUCGAGCAGAUUGAGUUGGUGAAUGGGAUCAAAGGUCGCCAGGGUCGUCUCCAUGGAGCCAGAGAAAACGUCAUCAAGCAAACAAUCGAACGGGAACGAGCUCUAUUCGAGGGCAACGGAUUCGAGAUUCCAGAUAUCAUCAAUGCCAAACAUCUGAAGACUUUCAGGGAGUGGACAGGCGACCUUCAAAAGCUGCCCAAUAUAAAGCUCCGCAAGGUUUCGAACAAAGGUCUGGAGUCAAAAGGCGACGGCGGUGAUGACGACCACGAUGUGGAUGAGGAAAUGGAUGAGGCGGUGCUGAUGACCGACUGAACUUGAAUGAAAAUGAAGCAGAAAAUGAAUCGGCAGCAGGGAUCCAUCAGACUGUGUGAUGUGCUGUUCCCUCAGAGAAGAAACGUGACAGGAGCAGGACUGUGACGGCGGUUCUACCUUUAUUAUAAUGCAGCCUGAACGUGCCAUUGGAUACAACUGAACUGUAAACAACACAGUAAUGAAAAACUAUAGAGAAUGAUACGACUCCAAAUGAAUCCUUUUAAAGAACGGACCUGGGUGGUCGAAGCUGUAGCAGUCAGUCACUCUAACACUUUAUCAUGUGAAACAACAGCUGACCCCUCAGUUACAAUAGAAAAACACGAGUGUAAAAUACCAGGAUGAGCGUGUGCUAGGACAUCACUGCUGGACGUGGAACUGAAUUAAAGUGGUUUUAAAACAUCUAUGAGUCAGCAGGUGUUGGCUAAGAUGGUCAAGUCAGGUUCAGGAUAAGCAGCAGACUUGUGUUUGGAAGAGAGCAAGUCACAGUCAGAACCAAGUGAAGACAGGUCAAGCAAAACAUCC